CAUAUUUUUAUCUUCUCAAAGGAUUCAACGCAAUUGGAUAUAAAGAACCGUAAGCAAAUGACACCAUUACUUGAAGCUGUCUCCGGGGGUCAUAUUGGGAUGAUUCGCCAGCUGAUAGCAAGAGGAGCAGACGUAAAUGCUGUUGAUGGUAGUGGCAGUAACUGUCUGCACCUUGCUGUGGAGAAAGAGGUGUUUCAUUCCGAGGGUGAAACCCUAAGUAUUUUAGACGAGUGUUGCAUUGAACUCAAACUGAACAAGGAAAACAGGCUCUCUGGUGUAAUAGUCGCUAGUUAUCUAGCUCACCAGGGAGCCAGCUUUUAUCAUAUGAACAACAAGAACGAAACCCCAUUGGACCUCAUCAAGAAUCGAAAUUUGAAAGAAAACUUACGAACGUUUUUACUAUCCCGGUUACCGUGUCUGUUUUGUGAAGAUAAAGAGGCCACCAUAACCUUCCAUCCAUGUGGACAUUGUGUGUUGUGUUUGGAAUGCUGUCCAAAACGUCUACCUAGGCGAUGCCUCAAAUGCCGGCAACCUGUAUCUGGCAGAAGUGGAUUUGAGGGUCCAAAGUUGUCUGACAAGGAAGUCCAAACGGCGGCAGAGCCAGGUGAGAUUCCAAAGUCUGGAGAGAAAGUCCCAAAGACAUCACAGAAUGUUGAGAGUUCAAAAGUGGAGGAACAAGAUCUCCUGAGAGUGGCUAAGAAUUUAGGAACUAACUGGUGGCAAGUGGGUAUUUUGUUAGAAAUUAAGUACAACCAACUGGACAUUAUCAGGAAUAACAAUGUUAAGGACACCGAAGAGCAGGGCUUUCAAAUGCUUCACAAAUGGUUUACAAGUUGUGAUCCAGAGAAACGUACAUUUGGAAUACUAAGGGACGCUCUUAGAGAAGCUGACUGUUUUGCUGCACUCCAUUGUCUACCGUGAAACACAAUGUGAAUUUCUGCGUAAAUGUUUUUUCAGUCCAAGGCCAACCAAGACCAAACAAUGAUCCGUGGUUGAAUGCCUUCCAUCUAAAACCAUUCAUUUUUUUAAUCCCGAGUAUAGAGAAUGCAUAGCCACAUCGCACAAUGUGUCCUUUAAGGCAGUAAGGUGUGGAGUGAAGAUUUAACUACUAAUUCUAGCAGAUCUAUCUACCACAUAGAGACCCCUUUUACUGGUUUGGUUUGGCUCCCUUGUUAGAGAUUAACUUUUUAAAUAAAGAUAAACUUUGAAAUUCUC
Messenger RNA from Octopus bimaculoides (California two-spot octopus), 1215 nucleotides. RefSeq lists its product as uncharacterized. Gene Ontology annotation, biological process: signal transduction. Gene Ontology annotation, molecular function: protein binding. The record is from RefSeq and is a predicted model, not a curated record. Lineage: Eukaryota; Metazoa; Mollusca; Cephalopoda; Octopoda; Octopodidae.